AUGGGCGGUUCGAAGAAAGGUAGCAUGGGCGACGUGUCGGCGAAAAGCGCCUCCUCGGGGGUGAAAAUGAAGAAGGAGCUCUCCCUCAUGGACGGCGUGGCUAUUAUAGUGGGUGUUAUAAUCGGGGCUGGCAUUUUCGUGUCCCCUAAAGGUGUUCUACUCAACUCGGGCUCUGUGGGGGCUUCCGUUCUCAUAUGGAUCGCUUCCGGGGUUCUAUCCAUGAUUGGGGCUCUCUGCUACGCAGAACUCGGCACAAUGAUCCCCAAGUCUGGAGGAGACUACGCUUACAUAAGCGAAGCGUUCGGGCCUCUUCCAGCCUUCCUCUUUCUCUGGGUGGCCCUGUUCAUCCUGGUACCAACAGGGAACGCUAUAACGGCCAUAACCUUCGCGCAAAACAUUCUUUCGCCCAUAUGGGGUUCGAACUGCGAGGUACCGGUCGCGGCCGUUGUUUUGCUAGCGGCAGCAACCACCUGUCUGCUGACGAUAAUAAACUGCUACAACGUCAAGUUGGUGACGAGGGUGCAGGACUUCUUCGCCGUCACCAAAUUGUUCGCCGUGGUGAUCAUAGUCCUGGCGGGGGUUUACUAUUUGUGCGUCGGGCAUGUGGAGCAUUUCGUCAAGCCCAUGGAAGGGACCUACUGGAAACCCGGCAACAUCGCUUUGGCGUUCUAUUCCGGGUUGUUCUCCUAUUCCGGGUGGAAUUAUUUGAACUUUGUGACGGAGGAAUUGAAAGAUCCUUACAAGAACCUUCCCAAAGCCAUCUGUAUAUCGAUGCCGAUAGUGACGGUCGUGUAUGUCGUCACGAACAUCGCCUACUUCGUUGUGCUCAGCAAAAAUGAGAUCCUGGAGUCGCCAGCCGUAGCGGUCACUUUUGGAGACAAAGUCCUCGGUUCUUUCUCGUUCGUGAUGCCUUUCUUCGUUGCUUGCGCUACGUUUGGGUCUUUAAACGGUGCUAUAUUCGCCUCGUCUAGGCUGUUCUUUGUAGGGGCUAGAUCUGGACAUCUACCAAGGGCUAUAGCGUUGAUAGACGUCAAGAGGUUGACUCCAGUGCCGUCUUUAGUUUUCAUGUGCCUGAUCACGUUGGUGCUGAUAUGCGUGAAGGACAUCGACGUGCUGAUCAUACUGGUGUCCUUCGCCGAGGCCCUCUUCAUACUGAUCAGCAUUUGCGGGCUUCUUUACAUGCGGAAGACCAAGGCCCACUUGAAUCGCCCCAUAAAGGUGAACCUGGUGUUCCCCGUCAUAUUUCUGGUGAACUGCACAUUUCUCAUUUGUUGCUCCUGGGUGGACAAACCCGUGGUGAUAGCUUCAGGGGUGGGGCUCAUUUUACUCGGCAUUCCCGUGUACUUCGUGACCAUACACUGGAAGAACAAACCCGAUUGGAUGCUGAGGAGCUUCAACUCCUUCAACAACGGCUGUUCCAAACUUUUUAUGUGCGUGGUGGCGGAGGACGAAAGUUUUUACCAAUAA
Messenger RNA from Brassicogethes aeneus, 1467 nucleotides. NCBI's taxonomy places the organism in Eukaryota, Metazoa, Arthropoda, Insecta, Coleoptera, Nitidulidae. The record is from the annotation of a GenBank genome assembly.